AUCCUUGUCUAUAAGCCUGGAGAAUUUAGCCAAGCCCUCGUUGCUUUCUACACGAGCAACAACGAAGGAAUGGUGCCAGAGAAAUUAGCGCUGAAAUUAGCUAGUCAUCUCCAGCCAUACAUGCAGCCCCAAUUGGUUUAUCUGGAUGAUCUGCCUCUGCUUGUCAAUGGCAAAGUGGACCGCCAGACCUUACUGAAGAUGUAUGAAAACCAAUCUGAAGGAGCGACAGAAGACUUACUCAUCGACCUUACGGGGGUGGAGGCGGAAAAGCGGCCCGCAGCACGAGCACUCUUGUUGACUAUUGGGCGUGUAUUGGGAGCGGCGGUGACCAGAAGUUCUCCUUUGUCCAUUAAGGACAGCUUCUUCGAGGUCGGAGGGAAUUCCCUUAACUCGGUGCUGACUGUGAUGAGCUUGCAGGAUCGCGGCUACCAUAUUGGUAUAGGAGAGUUCUUAAAGGCUUCGACAUUGGGAGAAGUGGUUGAAUAACAUGCAACAAGUCAAGGUAGAAGAAGAUAUUUCUGAAGGCAACAUUUGCAGCAAAGUUAAGGGUGUACAAGAGUACGAAUGUUUUCCUCUCGACUUUUCACACAAGGAAGUUGU
Penaeus monodon (black tiger shrimp) is the source of this 600-nucleotide messenger RNA. Its product is annotated as nonribosomal peptide synthetase 5-like. The coding region runs from base 70 to 486 and encodes 138 amino acids. Gene Ontology annotation, cellular component: cytoplasm. NCBI's taxonomy places the organism in Eukaryota, Metazoa, Arthropoda, Malacostraca, Decapoda, Penaeidae. Gene Ontology annotation, biological process: amino acid activation for nonribosomal peptide biosynthetic process; secondary metabolite biosynthetic process. The transcript is spliced from 5 exons. The record is from RefSeq and is a predicted model, not a curated record. Gene Ontology annotation, molecular function: phosphopantetheine binding.